UCAUUUAUAUAUAUAUCAAAUGAAAAUUUAAAAUUAAUAAUAAUUUAUAAUUAGUAAAUAAAUAUAUAAAUCUGACACUUUAUUUUUAUAUUUAUAUUCAAACAUGGCAGCAUCUUCACUUUAAAAAAUUGCUCUGCCCUCUUUCCCUCACUUAGCUCUUCUCCCCAUAACCAUCUAAUAUCUCCAUUACACAACAACACACAAAGCCAUAUCAUCAUAUGAGAUAAUGGCCAUUGCAACAACUACUAAUCUUAUAGAUGAGGACUACAUAGACAUGGAAAUAACCUCUUCAUCUUCAUCUUCUUCUAACUUGUUUAAAAAUGCAAUUAACAACUCUCCACCGCUACCACCAUGUCCAUCACCUCAACAAAGCAACAAAGAGUUUGAGUUUCAAAUGUCCUCAUCACAUUCUUAUUUCCCAGCUGAUGAGCUUUUCUACAAAGGAAAACUCCUCCCUCUUCAUCUCCCUCCUCGUUUAAAAAUGGUUCAAAAGAUUAUCCAAAGCUCAAAUACACAACAACAAGAAGAAGAACAAGAUGAUGAUGAACAAGAAGCCUUUGAAGACACUUUUACCAUAAUGCCCUUCUCUUCUUCCACUGCUCCAUGUACAAACACAAACACUCCAAUGGAGUCCUCACCAUCUGACUCAUGUAGAGUUAGUUGUGAGCUAAACCCAGAUGAGUAUCUCUCUCAAUGGGCAAAUGAAGUCAGAGUUUUCAUCAAUGGUGGUGGUGGUGGUGGUGCUGGUGGGGGUGGUAAUGGUAGAUUGCCAAGGAUCAAGUCAUGGUCUUGGAAGCUCAAGCAGUCUUCACUUGGGAGAAAGCUCAAGGCCUCAAGAGCUUAUCUCAAGUCCUUGUUUAAUAAUGAUAAUACUAAGUCAUCAGAAGAUUCUACAACUACUACUACUCCUCCUACUAGCUCUAGUAGUGGCACAAGUAAUGGAUCCAUUAAAAAUGGGAGAUACCAGAAGAUAUCUACUCUAAUGAAGAGCAUUGAAAAUGAAAUUAUGGCUGAGGCUGCAGCUGCUGCUGCUACUGGUAGUUACCAUAGAAAGUCAUUUUCUGGUGUGAUUCAGAGGCAUUCUGGGGCUAAAUUUUUGUGUACAUCUACUUCUAUAUCAGGGGGAUCUUCUUCUUCUUCUUCUUCUUCUUCAUCAUCAUCAUCUUCUUUUUCAUUAAGCCCCAAUGGUUCUCAUGACCUUCAUUUUCUUAAGAGGAGUAGUAGCAGUGCAAGCUCAGAACUUGAGAGCUCCAUUCAAGGAGCCAUAGCACACUGUAAGCAGUCAUCACAGCAACAGCUAUUCAGUGCUUCAUAUAGAUCAAAGACACUUACUCAAGAUGGGGAUUUUCCAUUGUGUUCAUCAAGGAUUGCAGUUUGAUUAUUUUUAUAAUUAAAAUGAUGGCUCUAUCAAUGUUAUGUUUAAGCACUAAUAUAUUUAAUUUUAGAAAA
Molecule: messenger RNA, 1449 nt
Organism: Cannabis sativa
Lineage: Eukaryota; Viridiplantae; Streptophyta; Magnoliopsida; Rosales; Cannabaceae
Product: probable membrane-associated kinase regulator 4
Exons: 1
Coding region: 227-1378 (383 amino acids)
Cellular component (GO): plasma membrane
Molecular function (GO): kinase inhibitor activity
Source: RefSeq, a predicted model, not a curated record